UUUAUUUCUUAGAAGUAAAAUGUUUUGCUCUAUCUAACGUAAAAUUGAGACAGAUAAAAUCUCUGAAAUUGUUCAUGUCCUCUCCUCAUCAACUCUAUCGACCAUUGAUAGGGUAAUAUAAUCUCGGUGAGCGUUCGAGUAUAUAAUGUAUUCUACAGACACAGUCAGCCUCAUUCCUCGCGCAGGAAUACAUCUAGAUAUAACUUCCCGUUACCUGGGUGACCUCGUGUGACCUCUCUUCAGGUGCUACUAUCCUAUCUGAAGAUAUGGUGAGAGGUGAAAUUUUAAUCCUCUUCGGAGUUUGUGUGACCAUUGUGGAAGGAUUCAACCAGUCAGCAUGCCCAAAGCCAUUAAAUAAGGCGCCUGGCACCACCGGAGUCAACCCCGUUCUAGAGCGGUAUGAGUCGGCCCUACUUAUGAUUCUUGGCUUUGGUGGAUUCUCCAUCCUGCUAGCAGUGCUCCAUAAUGCAGUCCGGAAAUACAUAUUCCAUGACGAGCAUAACCUGGAUACUACAUUUGACGCUGGCGGUAACGUCAGUUUGAGUCUGACGGCAGUGACGGUCGCCUCCCAGUUGUUCUGGCCCGGGGAUAUCCUACAUAGUGCCACUCUUACAACAAAGAAUGGAGUUGCUGGCCCAUUUUGGUACGCAGUAGGAAUUAUGGUCAACAUUUUCAUAUUUCCAAUAUUCUCCGUGCAGUUUAAAACUCGGGCACCUGGGGCUAAAACAUAUUUACAGAUCAUCCAUGCUCGCUUUGGAAAGUACGCGCACGUGGUGUUUUGUGUUUUUGCCUUGCUUACAAAUCUGGUGAUUAUGAUUGGGCUGCUGUUAGCGGGAAGGGCAACCAUUAAAUCAUUAACCAAGGACACCUCGGACGAGUUCUCUCUCUUUGUAAUGGCUGUUCUGUUCGGGUCCUAUUCUCUCGUCGGAGGCAUAGGGACGACAUUUUACGUAUCCUAUUUCAAUGCCUGCCUGGUAUUCAUCCUAUUGAUUGUAUUCGUUGUCAAGAUUCUUCAUAAUGACGCAAUCGAGUUUGAUUCCAUUGGCGACGUUUCUAAGAUGUAUGAAUACAUUUCAUGUGUGAAAGGGCCACCAGAAAAUGAGAACUACAGUUAUCUAACAUUUCGCUCUGGGGUAGCUAUCCUAUAUGGUGUUAUCGAGGUUUUUGUAUCUUCAGCGGUCACGUAUUGCGAUCAGGCCUCCUGGCAGAGUCGUAUUGCCGCAAAGCCGACACAGGGAGUCUGGGGCUUCAUUUUGGCGGGUUUCAUUUGGUUUGCCAUCCCUGCCACAAUGGCAACCACCACUGGAAUGGCAUACCUUGCUCUUAGCAUGGAAAACGGGACACAUCUUUUGACACCAGGACAAAUUGAUGAAGGUUUGGUUACACCUCUUAUCGCUGAGAAGGUUUUGGGGUCCUCAGGUGGCAUACUGAUACUUACUAUGGGUGCUAUGGCGCUGAUGUCCACGGGUUCAGGAGAAGUCAUGGCUAUAUCUUCCAUUAUUGUGUAUGACAUCUACCAGACCUACCUCAAGCCCUUCAGGGACGGUAUAAAGAAAAGACAAUGUGUUUUAUGUGGUGAAACUAAGAAACCGACAUUGGUCGCCACUUACGAGAUUAGUAAUGACGCUCACUGUCAGUGUGUCAGUGUCGUUCGCUGUCAUGGCUGCACAGAAGACAUGGUUCGCAGAAAUCAGGUCACAGAGAACUGUAUCCGGCCUCGUUAUCAGUGUCCAAUCCAUGGGCAGUACCGAGAAUACCAGGACAACCUCAUCCACUUCAAAAACUGGUGCAUUGUAUGUGUGACGAUCGCUAUCAUUCCUCUUGGAAUGUUGAUCUUUGAGUCUGGCAUUGAUCUCAACUGGAUCUUCUACGUCGGCGCCAUUGUAACUAUUCCUUGCUUCCCGCCAGUUCUCCUGUCUAUCAUGUGGGUGAAAGCUACGUCAAGAGGACUCAUCACAGGAGGAAUUCUGGGACUGAUAUGUGGUAUUACCGCAACAUUGUCGGCAGCUACUAUGUAUGAGGGAGGCCUGAACAACUUUCUUAUCAACACUGUUCAGGAUCAUGCCAUUUUGGCGGGAACCUGUGCUAGUUUUGGAGGGAGUCUGUUUGGAUGCAUCAUCAGUUCAUUAAUAACAAAUAAAAUCCGGCGUCCUGAAGACGAAAAUGAAGAAUGGCAAAAACUAUACGACAUUGACAAUCCACUGAACCCCUGGGAGCUAAACUAUCGAGAAGAACUAAAAGGUCUUUACUUUGACUCCAAACCCACGUUUGAACAGUUGUCCUCCAAAUUUCGGAAGGCAAAAAUGAUAGCUUAUAUUGGAGGUGGGUGUAGCAUCGUUCUAAUGGCUAUCGUGAUACCGGGGAUCAUCAUGGCCAGCUACUCGGUGAUGAGUGAAGGGCAGUUUUCGGCUUGGGUUGGGUUCACUCAGGCUUGGGCUGUUCUUAUGGCGAUUGUUGUCAUAAUAGCACCGCCUGCUGAAGAAAUAUCUCGAAUAGUCAAGCAGUAUCGCAAAAAUAAAGAGACUGUUAUUGGUGCAAACGAAGCAGUGGACGAUCUUUUAUUAAAAGAAGUUAAUGAUAAAGUAUUUCAAGACCCAAAGCAACCGGUAACGAAAGUUUAAAAGCUGAUAUAAAUGGAAUGUGAGCAAUUUUUAUCUGACAUUCACUUGCAACAAAAGGAUGCUAGUAAACGAUUUUUUUCAAGAUAUUUAACAAUAUAUGCACCAGUGGCGGAUUCAGGAUUUGUCAAACGGGGGUGGGUGGAUGGGUGGGUCUGGGGUCGCUUUAGGGGAACUCCUUGUGGGGGUCCAGGGAUGAAGCCCCAGAUUUGUUAAGCUUAUGUUACUGUUAUGGGUUAUUCUAGCUUCACUUUAUACAUAUUUAGUUACAAAUAGGAGGAAGGGGGCCCGAUCCUCCUCUACAUCGGCCUCUGUAUUCAUGUAAUUGCAUUUUGUAAAUGCAGGAAUCUGAACAUUCUUGCUUAAGAGAUUCGUCCCCAUUCUAUUAUUUGAAAGAUUAUUGGUAUCUAAAGGAAUGUUAGGCCUAGAAAUAGACCAUUGAAAAUUAUGAUUAAGAAAAUAUAUUUUAUGUGUCGCAUGAAUUAGUGAUUAGUUUUAAGAAAUUAUACAUAUAUGUCCUAUUGCUAAAGUCAUUGUUCCCCCAGAUCGUUAAAUACAUGUAAUUCAGAAACAAAUAAAGAAUAUGGAAAAAAAA
This is a messenger RNA of Ostrea edulis (European flat oyster), 3213 nucleotides long. RefSeq lists its product as uncharacterized. NCBI's taxonomy places the organism in Eukaryota, Metazoa, Mollusca, Bivalvia, Ostreida, Ostreidae. Bases 267 to 2621 code for a protein of 784 amino acids. The transcript has 7 exons. Gene Ontology annotation, molecular function: urea transmembrane transporter activity. Gene Ontology annotation, biological process: urea transmembrane transport. The record is from RefSeq and is a predicted model, not a curated record. Gene Ontology annotation, cellular component: plasma membrane.